Messenger RNA from Aureobasidium vineae, 186 nucleotides. The record is from the annotation of a GenBank genome assembly. Lineage: Eukaryota; Fungi; Ascomycota; Dothideomycetes; Dothideales; Saccotheciaceae.
AUGGUCAAGAGAAAGCACGAAAGCACCGGCGCCGGUUCGAACGGAUCCGUCAAGAAGACGGCCAAGUCGCAGAGCGACGUGCACGCAAAUUUUGGCGAGAAGCUGUUUGACCACGAUGUCGUUACAAAGUACCGCGACGACUAUGCGAAGAGCGGACCGUAUGUCGCAUUAACCGCUUACUCAUAA